Molecule: messenger RNA, 627 nt
Organism: Diorhabda sublineata
Lineage: Eukaryota; Metazoa; Arthropoda; Insecta; Coleoptera; Chrysomelidae
Product: cilia- and flagella-associated protein 251-like
Exons: 2
Coding region: 1-627 (208 amino acids)
Source: RefSeq, a predicted model, not a curated record
AUGGGAAUUUCUUUAAGAAUUGAUUAUGGUCCAUAUGAAGCUUUCGGAGUAAUCGAACACAGGAUACAGAAAGUUCGUGGCUUAUUAAAAAGUCUGAAACAAUUAGGAUACGACGUAGAAGUGCGAGAGGUCAGUCUUCUGAAUAGAUUAGAAAUUGUGAUGUGCUGUAGAAAAAUCUUUCAAUGCGACAUUAGAAAUCUACGAUUCAAUAUGGAAUAUGAAGAUGAUCCGGUGUGCAGAAAGGCAGUUGCCGUAGUUGAAGAAGCAGCAAACAGAAUGAAAACGGAAAUGAAUUUGUCGGAAUACGCAACGGCGACAAGAGAAUCAGAAACAUCUGAAUUGGAAUUCAAUGAUAUCACUGAACAAUAUGAGGAUAAGGGCGAAGAAGACAUGUUGAAAUUAGGUAAAAGAAAGAUUGAGAAAGAAUCGGAAAAACGAGAAAGCGACGAAGAAAACGAAGAGGAAGAGGAAGAAGAAGAAGAGGAACAAGAAGAGGGAGAAAAACCAUUUAAAAUUCGUGAUACUACUAAACGCCAUAGAGAAAUAGAACGAAUAGAGUCGAAAAAAUUGGAGAAGUUUCUCAUGGAAAGAAUGCAGAGUACUCAAAAAGAUGACUUCAAAUUUUAG